Diutina rugosa is the source of this 435-nucleotide messenger RNA. RefSeq names its product mitochondrial 54S ribosomal protein uL11m (gene MRPL19). Gene Ontology annotation, cellular component: ribosome; mitochondrial large ribosomal subunit. The record is from RefSeq and is a predicted model, not a curated record. NCBI's taxonomy places the organism in Eukaryota, Fungi, Ascomycota, Pichiomycetes, Serinales, Debaryomycetaceae. The coding region runs from base 1 to 435 and encodes 144 amino acids. Gene Ontology annotation, biological process: translation. The transcript has a single exon. Gene Ontology annotation, molecular function: large ribosomal subunit rRNA binding; structural constituent of ribosome.
AUGUCCGCUCACAAAAACGUCCUUGUCAAGUUGGUGGUGGGUGCAGGCAAAGCGGCGCCGGCUCCUCCCGUGGGUCCGGCGUUGGGUUCGAAAGGGGUGAAGGCCAUCGACUUUUGCAAGGAGUUUAACGCCAGAACCGCCAAUUUGAACCCCGACACGCCCGUGCCCGUGUUGCUUACGAUCAAGCCUGACCGGCUGUUUACCUUUGAAAUGAAGUCGCCGCCGACGCUGUGGUUAUUGAUGAAAGCCGCUGGCAUCACCAAGGGGUCGGAUAAGCCUGGCUCGACCAUUGUCGGGGAAGUGCUGUUAAAACACAUCUACGAGAUCGCCAAGAUUAAGAAGACCGAUGCUCGCCAUAAGGAUGUGGAUAUGAAACUGAUCUGCGGCGCCGUGAUCUCGGUGGCCAAAGCCGUGGGCAUCAACGUCGUCCACUAA